CCGGUGUGCGUGCACCUUUCUCUGCGCUCCCACGUUAAUGGCGGGCGGCGGCUGCUGAGUGGGACGCAGACGACCGCUGCCCGCACCGGGAAAGUCUCCCUGCCUUCUCUUUCCGCUCGCCGCCGGUGCUCGCCAGCAUGUCCGUGGUACCGCCCAAUCGUUCGCAGACCGGCUGGCCCCGGGGGGUCAACCAGUUCGGCAACAAGUACAUCCAGCAGACCAAGCCCCUCACCUUGGAGCGCACAAUCAACCUGUACCCUCUCACCAACUACACUUUCGGUACAAAAGAGCCCCUGUACGAGAAGGACAGCUCUGUUGCAGCCAGGUUUCAGCGCAUGAGGGAGGAAUUUGAUAAGAUUGGAAUGAGGAGGACUGUGGAAGGGGUUCUGAUUGUCCAUGAGCACCGGCUACCCCAUGUGCUCCUGCUGCAGCUGGGGACGACUUUCUUCAAACUACCUGGUGGUGAACUUAACCCAGGAGAAGAUGAAGUUGAAGGACUAAAACGCUUAAUGACAGAGAUACUAGGCCGGCAGGACGGAGUCCUGCAGGACUGGGUCAUCGACGACUGCAUCGGGAACUGGUGGAGGCCGAACUUCGAGCCCCCUCAGUAUCCGUACAUUCCUGCACAUAUUACAAAACCGAAGGAACAUAAGAAGUUGUUUUUGGUCCAACUUCAAGAGAAAGCGUUGUUUGCCGUCCCUAAAAAUUACAAGCUGGUGGCCGCGCCGCUGUUCGAGCUGUACGACAACGCGCCGGGGUACGGGCCCAUCAUCUCCAGCCUCCCGCAGCUGCUGAGCAGGUUCAACUUCAUAUACAACUGAGUCCCCGCGCGGUGGAGAAGCGAGAGAAGCCGUCCCUGUGAGCACAGCCCUGCCCAGCGCACGAGAGACGCAGCAGGAAAGGGCGGUUUCUUUCAUCUCUCUCCCAGCCCCUCGGUGGCCACCUGCUCUCUGGCGUUUGGAUAGUCGAGUUGACAUGGAGAACUAGAUAGUGGUGUAAACGUAUGUGAUGAUGUUUGACUUGCUUUUGUUUCUACUCAUACAUUUUUGUACAUUAAAAGAAAGUGGACUUCUA
Molecule: messenger RNA, 1074 nt
Organism: Phyllostomus hastatus (greater spear-nosed bat)
Lineage: Eukaryota; Metazoa; Chordata; Mammalia; Chiroptera; Phyllostomidae
Gene: NUDT21
Product: nudix hydrolase 21
Exons: 7
Coding region: 138-821 (227 amino acids)
Cellular component (GO): mRNA cleavage factor complex
Molecular function (GO): mRNA binding
Source: RefSeq, a predicted model, not a curated record